UUGAGUCGUCGACAACCAGAAGUCUUGACUGGAGUGUGCGGGGAAAGAUCAUUUCGUGGAAAAGCAAUACAUAAAAUGCUGUUGUUUUGUAGUUAAACCAAAUAUUUUAUAAUUCCAUAUACCCCAUAGUUGUCAUGGUAGACUGUGCUGACAUUUUAGAACAGUUGAAAAUUGUUUUUGAGGCCUUUGAUGUUGAUGGUCGCGGAAGCAUCAAUGCUGAUCAUUUCUGUGUCAUAGCCAAGGAGCAUUUCGGAGAAGCUAGACACAAGGAGAUUGUUGGUCUUAUCCAACUUUUGGAUCCUGAAGGUAGUGGACAGAUCAGUUUCAACUCAUUUUGCGACGGUGUACAAAUAAUUAAUGAUAUGGCAGCAGUAGAAAAAUGUAACAAGCAAGUUCUAGCAAUGAACAGCCUUGGCACUUCAUUAACUCUGGAGGACAUUGAUGGACACUGUGAAGAUGAGAAUUCAACUGCAAGUACAUAUAAUGAAUAUGACGAUAGCGUUAUGACAGACAUGAGCGAAGAGAACAUAGCUGCAAGUCCAUUUCUGAGCGAGGGCACUGGUUAUUCUGUAGAUGGUGACGAUGAGGAUAGCGCGUUCGCAAAUGGCCAUCUAAGAACUGAUUUUGACAGUAUUACUAAAUCCUUCACGGAUGACGAGGAGCAAUAUGAAGAUUAUGGUGAGAAUACAGACAUAGAAUGCGACUUAGAAAAUAAUGCUCCAGUGCAGGUUUAUAUCGAAGAUGUUGAUAAAGACACAGAAUCAAUCACUACCAAUAGCACAGUGAUGGUUCAGGACCGUAGACUAGUUACGUUGAAACGUGACCUGUGGUCGAAAGGCGAUCAAUUCAAUGGAAACUUCAACCGUGGAAGUCGCCAAUACUCUAGUCUUCGCGCAAGAAGAGUUACUUCCAAUGAAUUUGCCAGUCAGUUGUACCGAUCUUCUUCGUCAAACAACAUAUCAAAUGACUUUGGAAGUAUGUCCGACUGCCUUGGGGACUAUGCAGCCUCAGAAAGCGAUGUCCUAGAACUCAGUGACAAGGUCAAACAAUUGGAGAAUCAAGUUGUUGAUCUGGAAGAGGAUAAGGCAUCUGGUGAUGAUCACGUACAGAAGUUGCGUGCAGAGAACACCCACCUGAUGGAACAACUAAACCAGAUGGAAGAACAGCUCAGAGAGGCAGACACGAAGUUGGAGGAAAGAAUACAAGAGGAAAAGAGCAGGCAUAAAGAAGCUAUGAAUAGACAAGAAAAGGAGAUGAGAGCUGAAAUAGACAGCCUUCAAAACCAAAUCACCGAGAUGGAAGAUGAGAAACAGGAUUUUCUUGGUGACAUUCCGAGGUUAAAGAAAGAGAACGAAAGUUUACGUAAGGAACGUGAUCGUCUGAUGAAGGCAUUUCGAGAGGCAGACGACAAGUGGUUUUCAUUGUCAAGCGAGUACCAACGCCAACAACAGCAGUACAAAAUUGAGAAGGAAGAACUGGAGGAAGAACUCGCAACAAAUGCUGUGCUGAUUGAAGAGAUGAAUGGAGAACUGGAAGAGUUGCGCCAAUAUCGUGAGGAGAAUCAACAGAUGAAUUUGCUGAGAACACCCAGCCUGCUGGACAUGCCUGGUAGAUUACAAGAAUUGGAUAUACAGUUCAAGCAAGUGAAACAGGAGAAUGCUCUUUUACAAGAGAGCAAUGAUGAGUUAAGUGCUCAGAUGAUCAACACACGGGUUACAUUUGGACCGAGCCUGUUGCAUCGUGGAGUGUCUAAGUCAGCCUCUUUUGCAGCUGAGAUUGAGACAGCUUCCAAAGAUGAUAUAAUGCAGGCUUUACGUGAUGAAGAAAAGAUUUCUAUAGAAUUGCGCGAAUACAUUGGACACAUCUUGACAAGAAUUUUAGAACACAAUCCAUCCCUGCUAGAAAUCCAACCUAGGCCUUCGAGCAGUGCUUCGCAAUCAUCAUGACGUUUAAUCAUAAGUUUGUAGUGAAUAGAUUCUAGUUUUUUAACUUCUGUAUAACAGGCUGUCAGAUAACACUUGACACCGACAGAUUGCAAAUCUAACCAAAUAUUUUGUUCACUACCUUGAGGAUGAGAAUUUUGGAAGAUUGUUGUAGGCUGUUUAUAGACAGUAAUGAUGCUAAGGUGGUUUGACAUGGCACAGAAAAAAAAAUAUGAUCAUAGGCCACCAUUGUAACACUUUCUGAACUUUUAGCCGGCUUUAAUUUGCCUUAAAACCGAUGUGGGUUAAAAGUAAAAAGCAAAUAUCCCUGUACAAGAAAGUAGGAACUCAUGCUGUUUAGAGUAUAUUAUUGUAACUUACCUUGCUGCAGAAAAUGCGAAACAGCUUUCUUAUUUAUAUUUUCAAAUGAUCCUACAUCCAAAUGUAUGUGAUGUAACAUUCAUCAUGCAACAAAUUUGUUGAAAAUGAAUUCAUGUGUGCUAACAAAAUGUAUAUUGACUAACUGAAAAGAUAUAAGAAGGGAGAUUUCACUAGGUAAAAUGUAAGUGAAAAAUAUAAUUAAAAAUGUUGGUGUAAACAAUCUGUACACUACAUAUGAAUUUUAAGAUUAUAAUAUGUACAACUUUGAAUAUGACAAAAAAUUUGCAAAAAUUAAAUUGUGUCUAUGAUGAUUACUUCUAUAAGCUAAUUUAAGUCUUUGAUUAUUUAAACUAUUACAGCCACAGCCGUUGUGAUGGAUAGGAAUAGCGGUAAUGAAUAUAUUGAUAUUAAUUAGCCAUACUAUUUGUACCUAAGAAACCAACACUUUGAUUAUGGGCAUGUCAAAUCAAAUUUAAUUUAUUGCUCAUAAGCCUCAUUAUAAUAUUUGACUGAAGAUGUAGUUGACGUAUAGGCGUACCAGUUUACGCCAAAUUCAACAACAAGCGUGCUGUGAUCGAAUCACAACUGUUUGGUAGUGUAAGCAAGGUCGAAAUUGUACUAGAAAUACAACUUUUUGGAAUGUAGACCAUUUUUUCUAAUAUUGUAGUGUAAAUUGUGACAACAAAUGAAGAUGCAAUCCAGUUGAGACUUUUUUUUUUGAAGGUUUAGAUGAAUGUACCUUAUAAAACUGAAAAAAAAUUUAAUAGCAAAUGAAUCAAAAUUGAAUUAAACUUUUUUAUUGUAGUGUAAACUGGGUCAGAUAGGAUCUCUUCUUUCACCUAGUAUUUAAAGAUUGGGAUACUCCACCAUGUUGUCAUGGAAAUCUGGAAUAGUUUUAAAUCAGUAUUUUUGCCUGAUAUAAAAGGUAUUUUUCAUAUUUCCUAUAGCAUAAUUCUGCCUUAUUAUGUAUGAAAAGAGCUAAUAGAAAUACCAUUUAAUACACUUUCUGUAAAAUAUUUAGAAAAUGAGAAUGUAAUUUUAUACAUUUUUAUUCAGAUAUUAUAAAUGGUAUCUUUUUAAAAGGAAUGUUCCUAAUAAUAUAUUUUAUAUAUCAAAUUGAUUAGAAAUUUUAAAACAAAAUUACAAUCCAAAUGUUUUCAAUGAAUAUUCAAAUCUCAAAGUUCAUGUGAUUGGACAUAAUGAUGUCAUAAUACACCCAUAUAUGGGCAUAAUGAUAUCAUAUAUUCAUGGGCAAAUCAUGGAUAUUUUCUACAUACAAAUUGAUAGUUUAAUGAGCAUUAUUUCAAUAUUUAUAGAUAAAUAAUCUGUCAUUAAAACCAUUUUGACACACUAAUGAUUGUUGUAUAAGGACAAUCAUGAUAUCUUAAAUCAAAAUUUUUUUUAAAUGAAAAAAAAAAAGUAAAUAUAUUCACUGAGAGAACAAAUAUUAAGAUAAUGAAUUCUGAUUACAUAACUUUGCUUAAUGUGCUAAAUUUUCCCUGUCACCUGAUAAUCAUUCCAGAAAUAUAAUAUUUUAAAGGUGUCUUAUGAUUGGCUACUGUGGCAAGUGUUAAUGAAAGGUACUUUAUUUUGUAUGUGUGCUGAUAUUAAUAUUUAUUAGUGAAAACUAUUCAACAAACAGUUUAAUUAAUCAAAAAAGCACUUGAACAUUUCAACACACCUUGAUAUGAUUAACCACUUCGCAUUUCAUUUGAAACUGUUGAUUUAAAUUUCAUCCAUAUCAUUAUGUAACUUUAUAUUAUUUAUUAUUGGUGACUCUUCCAAAGCAAACAUUAUCUUUAUUCUUUUUUUUUUUAAUGAAUCCUAAGUUUUAUUUACAAACCAAAGAUUCUUUAAAAAAAGAAAUAAUUCAGGAUGGUUUAUGUUUAGAGUGUACUCAGUUUAGUUGUAUUAAGCAAGGUAAUGUGUUUCUGUGCAUGUGUAUUUAGUUAAAUAUAUUUUGUUUUGUUUUCUUAAAUUCCAAGUUGCUGGUAUGUGCCUUAAGCCAGUAUGUAAAUGGGAAUUUUAGAGGAAAUAGAAUUAGAAAGCUAUGGAAUGCCCAAAUGAAGGAAUGUAAUGUUUUUGUUCUAAUGUGUCUGUUAAAGCUAUGAAAUGCCUGUAAUUAUUUGUUUUGAUGUGACCUUGCAUUUUAAUGUUAAUUUACAUUCUGGAAGGAAUUCUUAUAACAAGUACUUCCUAAGUUUACGGUAAUUUAAGUGGCCUUAUUUAAUUUUAAUUGAAUUGAGGUGGUUUAGAACCUCACUAGGUUUCUUAUCUGCACUCUUGGGUGAAUAUUUUAAGGAAAUGUACAUAAAUUUGUACAAAUAAUGUAAAUAAGAUUUUAUAAGAUAUUUUAAAUGCAUUAGUAAAUAGAUUGGAUAAUAAUGAGCUUGCCUUUGCCAACAUCAUAUAAAAUUAGAGAAAAAAAAUGUUUUUAUACUAGUUUUCAAUUUAAUAUUAUGAAUUGAAAUUGUGCUUCAGGGUAAAAUUAGAUUAAAAGAGACAUUCCUCAAGCAACAAA
Messenger RNA from Anneissia japonica, 4824 nucleotides. Its product is annotated as rab11 family-interacting protein 4-like. The record is from RefSeq and is a predicted model, not a curated record. Gene Ontology annotation, biological process: endocytic recycling; regulation of cytokinesis. The transcript has 15 exons. Gene Ontology annotation, molecular function: calcium ion binding. Lineage: Eukaryota; Metazoa; Echinodermata; Crinoidea; Comatulida; Comatulidae. Gene Ontology annotation, cellular component: cleavage furrow; recycling endosome membrane; endocytic vesicle. Bases 135 to 1946 code for a protein of 603 amino acids.